AUGAAUGAAGAAAAUAACCAAAUAAUUCGCAUUACUUUCGCGGAAACAAUCGAAUGGUUAGAAAAAUUUAUUGAAAAGUCUAAUUAUUUUUCUGACUGGCUGACAAGGAAGCAGAAACAUGAUAAUUCGAUUACGCGGUCGGAUAUUGGUUCCAUGAAUGCUAUCAAAGUUAAAAAAAAUUUUGUAUAUUUUUUAAAUGGUCUAAGAGUAAUGGUCGACAGUUGCCCGCCUGAAUUAAUUCCCUUAUUAUACCACUUUCACGCGGUUCUAGAAGGUCAAGGAAAGGAGUUGAAAAAUCAAGCCGAACAAAAAGCAGAUAGAGUUAUGGAACAAUACCAAAAGAUAGAAGAAACUAAAAACCAGGAAUUUAAUCCCGCUGGUAAUGCCGAACAAGGUCGAGAAACUUUUGAAAGAAUUGUAGCCACUAUUUCUAAUUAUGAUUUAUUUCCAGAAGAUGAAAUUGCUCCUGAUAAUAGCCCUGAGGGACAGGCUGCUGUUAAGGAAUUAGAAAGAUUAUUGGAACAAAAAUGA
Funneliformis geosporum is the source of this 531-nucleotide messenger RNA. NCBI's taxonomy places the organism in Eukaryota, Fungi, Glomeromycota, Glomeromycetes, Glomerales, Glomeraceae. The record is from the annotation of a GenBank genome assembly.